Messenger RNA from Emys orbicularis (European pond turtle), 1928 nucleotides. RefSeq names its product coiled-coil domain containing 9 (gene CCDC9). Lineage: Eukaryota; Metazoa; Chordata; Testudines; Emydidae. Bases 30 to 1928 code for a protein of 632 amino acids. The record is from RefSeq and is a predicted model, not a curated record. The transcript is spliced from 14 exons.
GAGCCGCCCGGCCCGGCCUGGCCCAGGAGAUGUCGGCCACGCUGGACCUGAAGUCGAAGGAGGAGAAGGACGCGGAGCUGGACAAGCGCAUCGAGGCACUGCGCAAGAAGAACGAGGCGCUCAUCAAGCGCUACCAGGAGAUCGAAGAGGAUCGGAAGAAGGCCGAGCAGGAAGGCAUCGCGGUGACAGGCUCGCGCCGGCCGCGCCACUCCGAGGGUGAGCCCGAGAGGAAGCGGGUGGAUAAGGACGUCUCCAUCACUGUCCAGGUCUUGCUGUCCCCCGGGGAGAAGCGCGUGGUCAGCGACAGGAAGUCCCCCGGCGCGCCCAAGGCUGGCCGUGGCCCACCUCCCCGGGGCGCGGGGCGGGUCGGACCGUACCCCUCCAGCCGGUCGCCGCGGGCGGAGCAGCCUGACCAGCCCGUCUGGGAAGGGGCAGGAGGCGGCGCAGGGGAUGGGCCAUCUCCGGGCGGGCGAGGGCGCAGGCCGCGGGGCCGAGGAGGGGCCGGUGCGGUCACGGCGGCAGGAGAAGGAGGCCCUGACAGGAAAUCCAAGGAGUGGGAGGAGCGAAGGCGGCAGAACAUCGAGAAGAUGAACGAGGAAAUGGAGAAGAUUGCGGAGUAUGAGCGGAACCAGCGGGACGGGCUGCAGGAGAAGAACCCGGUGCGGAAUUUCCUGGAUGACCCGCGGCGCAGCGGCUCCUUCCAGGAGGCCGACCGCAAGGAGGGGAGCCGGCGGCACGUCCGCAACUGGGGGGGGCCCGACUUCGACAAGGUCAAGACAGGCAUGGAGCGGGAGAAGGAGUGGCACGCCCCGGGCCGCCGGCCAGGCCCCAAGAGCGGGGGGCCGCUGGACAUGACGCUGUCCAUGACGGGCCGGGAGCGGGCUGAGUACGUGCGCUGGAAGAAGGAGCGGGAGCAGAUCGACCAGGAGCGGCUGGCGCGGCACCGCAAGCCCACGGGCCAGUGGUGCCGGGAGUGGGACGCCGAGAAGACGGACACCAUGUUUAAGGAGGGCUGUGGCUCGGUGCCAGGACUGGACCCGGGCGCCAGGCGUGACGAGAACAAGCGCCCCCCCAGGCCGCCCAUCUUCGGGGAGUUCCUGUCCGAGCACCGGGCCGAGCGCAGGAGGAAGGGCCGGGGCCGACCCGCGCCCGCCAAGCCCUACAGCAUGCAUGACAACCGGUGGGAGGAGAAGGACGAGGGGCCAGGGGCCGAGGAGCCUGACCCCCGCCACGAAGAGCCACAGCAGGCGGAGGUGCUGGCCGCCCAGCUGCCCCCCGAGCCCCGGCAGCCCCCCGACGAGGAUGAGGACCAGUGGGAGGAUGUCAGUGAGGAGGAUGAUGAUGAUGAAGGGCACCUCAGCUCGUCGGGCGAGGAGGAGGAGGCAGCGCCCCCCGUGGAGUCCCCGAAAGCCCCGCGGGCCCUGAAGGUUGGGCGGGUCCUAGCCCCCAAGCUGGACAUGCCCCCGCCGGGAGCUCAUGGAGGACAGGGCAAACCCCUCAGCCCCUUCUCCCCAGCUGAGGGCUACCAGCCUGUCUCAGACUGGGGCGAGGAGAUGGAGCUGAACUCGCCCCGAGGCAGUGUGGGGGACAGCCCCCCACAGGGCCCUGGCCCUGGCCCCGCCCCCCAGGCACAGCGGGCAGGGCCCCCUGGAGAGACUGCAGCUGCGGAGUCGGGUGGGCGGGGCACGGCAGAGCCCGCCGAGGCCACACAGCAGGAGCAGCCGGCACGGGACAGGGGAUCGAUGGCGUUAGCAGCCCCUGGCGGCACGGAGAGGCAGGAGCCGGCCCCCACCACGGCUGGGAGCCCUGAGGAGCCGGGGGUCCCUGCGACGCAAGCAGCCGUAGAGACCCCGAGCCAGCUGGAGGCGGAGCCGGUGCCGGGCGCGGUGCAAAUCACGGACCUUGAGCGGGAUAAUGGAGAGCCCUGA